AUGGCAUCCGAUGCGACUCAAAAGCCCUUGAAUAUCGACCUCUCGCGUUCCUCAAUGGAGUCGCCCCCGGGAAUUGCGGCACUGUUCGUCAUCUCCUUCGACAUUCGGACCGGAUAUGUGGUGUCGUGGAAACGAGCCGCCCCGGGAGUCGAGGUCGAAGGAGUCGUGGAAUACAAGUCGCUCCCUUCGGGGCUGCACAACGUCGCAGAGGACCUAGUGUACUUCGUACACGACCAGCAUGCCGGUAUCAGCGCGUUCCUCAAUCGCCCUGCUGCUGAGGCAGAGCGCAACGCUAGGAUGUUUGCCAUUGGAGUUUUGGUACCCCUCAGUUCUGGGAGACUCGGAAAGAGCUGGAGGCAUGCUCCCAAACUGAAGGAAUUGGCGCUGAAAUACGCCGCGGAUAUGUCCGACAUGCAGCCGUUAUCAGACUACUGGGACGCUUUUCAAUUGGGAGGUUUAGAAGCUGCGCCAGUGGAAUCGCCGGUUGAAUCACCUUUGAGCCUUAGGUUCCGACCGGAGGAUCGUCCAGAUAAUCGCAAUCGCGCCUUUAGUGAUGCGAUGGUGUUGGAAACGCUCAGGCCGGCCUUGACGCCUUUCCACCCUGCUUCCUCACUUCCCGAUUUCCUCGACUGCUUUGGACCUUUGAUUUUCCCACUGUAUAGGGCCGCACUUCUGCGAAAACGCAUUCUCUUCAUGAAUGAAGCACCAGUUCAUACACCGUGCAAUUAUGUCUACGAUCUAUCACUGCUGGCAUCUCUUCCAAACUCCCUUCUACAGACACUCCCGACUGAUCGCAUUCCGCCAUUGCGACCCCGCCCUCUCUUUAAUGUCGGCAUCCAUGAUAUCCCCUUCCUUUCUUCCUUCGACCCAUCUCGAGCAAUUCUGGAUCCUGUGACAGAUCCUAGCUGGAUUGCUUGCUCGACUGAUACUGUUCUGACCAUGAAACCAGAGCUCUAUGAUGCUCUCGUUACCCUCCCCGCGCCACAGUCACUGCAAGGCGCUGAACGAGUCUUCCCUACCAUCAGCUUGAUGGACCCAUCAAGCACCAAGCACAACUCGAACCAGGCAGUCCAACUCAAGGCCACUCAACGCGACGCUCGUAAAUAUGCCAUGCUCCGCAAAGGCCUACGUCGAUUCUCUCAGGACCGAUCAGACUCAGAUGACAGGUCUGACGCUGACUCAACGUACUCUUCAAGUAAAAUUGUGGAACCUCUCUCCUGGACCCGACUCGCUUACACAUCUUUCAUCUGGUGGGCCUCUGCCGGCGAGAACCGCGAUGGCCUUUCUGAUGAAGAAGAAGAACAACAAAUCGAACAAGAUGCCCGACUUCUGGCAAGUGUGGAAAGUCUUGCAUACCCUGGCCCGGGCUCUACCCGCCGCCGCUCUAGCCACUAUGACGACCAAGGCCAGGAGCCGCCGGAAGUCGCGCUGGUAGCCUAUUUCCGUCGCCUCACGACCCAAAUCUUCUACACCCUUGCUGGUGCUAUUGCUCGCCAUGAUCAUGAUGGCGAAACUGAUACAUACGCCGAGACGCCUUACCUUGACGACCCCGCCGAAGACGAGGCAGACAUCUCUCUCUCCCACUCCCGACAAUCUAUCCCCAGUGAUGAUGGUGAAACUCCCCUCCUACGUCAGAGAUCAAAUGCUCAUUCCUCCGGUCCCCAUGAGUGCGACUCAAUGCAUAGUACACAAGAUGCAGAAGAUCCAAUUGCCAUUACUGUUGCCGAUAUGGCGGAGAUGAGUCUGGACGUGUGGAGCGCCACUGAUCGGAUUUUCGUUGAGGAGCUUGUCUCGCUUUGGUGGGGACGCUCGGCGUAUGUUGAUAGUGCUCGUAUCAGGUGCUGUGGCAUCUCGAUCUUGUAG
Penicillium verhagenii is the source of this 1863-nucleotide messenger RNA. RefSeq lists its product as uncharacterized. The transcript is spliced from 6 exons. Gene Ontology annotation, cellular component: lipid droplet. Bases 1 to 1863 code for a protein of 620 amino acids. Lineage: Eukaryota; Fungi; Ascomycota; Eurotiomycetes; Eurotiales; Aspergillaceae. The record is from RefSeq and is a predicted model, not a curated record.